AUGCCGCUCGACUCACAAUCUCCUCUACUCCCCAUCUCUACACCAACAGCCAUCGCAUCUCCCUACGAACAAACACAAACCCCGCAACAAGCCCCCACAGCAGCAAACCAUGUCCAACGCCUCGCCAUCGCGACAUUCUCCCUCGCUCGCUUCCUCCGCGGCGUCUCGCUAAUAGCAUACCCACGCUUCGGCCUCUGGGCCCUCGACAUAGCCCCCGAUGGCUCCGCAUACAUGCUCGCCAGCAUGAUAGGCAUCCGCGACAUUUUACUGUCAGGUCUUCUAUAUUCCAGCGACACCGCCAACGCAGGCGUCGACCAUGCCGCUCGUCGCGAAGUUACACGCGCACUAGCCACAAACCUCUUCAGCGAUGCGCUGGACGCUUUCGUGCUGAUUUUCUACGCUGCGUGGUCCGAUGACUGGGGCAAUCCUAUUGCUGUGAUUGUUAUCUCUGCCGUCAUGGCUAUUUUCGAGCAUUUGACGCUUUGGAGCUUUAGUGAGGAUGAUUGGAAUGCGCAUGAGCAUGGAAGUUUGGGAGACGAUAAAAAGGCGAGGAUGAAUGCUUGGUUGAGAGAGCUUGAGCGGUGCGAACCUGAGACAUAUCGACAUGAGCAGUCUGUUCCGCCUUCGUCGCGAGCUUCGUUUCGGGGAUAUGGAGCUUUGGUUUAG
Fusarium coffeatum is the source of this 666-nucleotide messenger RNA. RefSeq lists its product as uncharacterized. The coding region runs from base 1 to 666 and encodes 221 amino acids. The transcript has a single exon. NCBI's taxonomy places the organism in Eukaryota, Fungi, Ascomycota, Sordariomycetes, Hypocreales, Nectriaceae. The record is from RefSeq and is a predicted model, not a curated record.